AAAAAUUUGAAAAUUUUUGAUUUGUUGCGGUGUUUUGAUUUGUAUUUUCAUGUUUAUUUUGUGAUUUUUUGGGGUUCAGAUUGACGGAGAGGAUACCUGAAGUGGAAAUUGGGGGAAUUGUGAUUGAAAUAGGAAUCGGGAACCUUCCUUUGCGGUAAAAUAGGGAGGUAGGGAGAAUCGAGAGAGAUAAGGAGAGAAAUUAGUUUGAUGUACAAUUUGCAUUUGGAUCGUUUGCUCGGCGAUGGCGGCAGCGGGAGCAGCAGCUGUUUUGGCGAGGCGGAGGGAGCGGCCUGUUGAGGAGCUUUUCAAUGCGACGGAGAAAACCUAUGAACCAGUAACAUAUCACACCUGUUUAAGAGAGUUUUACUGCAUGCAAGGGCCUUUGGAUGAUAUAGAUCAAAGUAUCCAGAAGAAUAUAGUACCAAAAACUAUAAAAAGAUUAAUUAGGCAGUACAUGAGUCAAAAGGUUCGUGCAAAAGCAGAAUCUGGAAUCUGCAACGUGUGCUCUGCUCCUUGUUCAUCUUGUAUGCACUUAAGCAUAGCUCAGAUGGGAUCAAAGAGUGUUGAGUUUUCUGAUGAAACUGAUCAUGUUGCUGUUGCAAAUCAGUAUUCUAUCAAUGAGGAUAAAACAGGUGACAGCUUAUACCAUAGCCCCAGCGAGGCAAGUGACUUACUCAAUGUCAAUUCAAGUCACGAUUCCUACUCUGAAAAUUUAGAAAGUAAAGCAGCUGCACGACCAUCUUCCAAAGUUGUUGAAAGCCAUGUUGAUAGUAUAUUAUGUGCUGGUAGAGCCAGUGAUGCUAAUAUAGCUUUCAGUUAUUGUAGCAAGGAUUUAGACUGUAAGAAUUCAUAUCAUAGUUCAGCAACAGUUUGUUGUUUAGGAUGUGGAAAGGUGCCCUCUUCCCAGAAGCUAGACUUGUCAGAACUACCUUCUAUGAAGGAGGUUGAUUCUGGAAGUAGUUCACCUAGGAUCCAAAUUCCAUAUUCACAUUCUGGAAGCAUCAAGAGUUCUGUUGGAGGCGGCAGACCUGAGAUUUCUCCCAAAAUCCAUCCCAAGUUAGAAGCAGAUAUUGAUGACAAUAGUGAGGACCCACUGGAUAAAACUGGGAGAAGUUUGAAGGAAAAUGAGUUAGACGAGUCUGUGAUGUUAUCUGACAAGCGGGAGUCUCCUUUGAAAGCAGCUUCUCUGGAUGAGGGUUAUGAGUCUGAUGUCUCUGAACAUGAUGUUAAGGUAUGUGAUAUCUGUGGGGAUGCAGGACGAGAAGAUUUGCUUGCAAUAUGUAGCAAGUGCACCGAUGGUGCAGAGCACACUUACUGUAUGCGAGAAAUGCUUCGGAAAGUUCCGGAAGGUGAUUGGCUCUGUGAAGAAUGCAAGCUGGCUGAGGAAACUGAAAGCCCGAGACAAGGUUUGAAUGCUGAGGGAAAAAAGGCAAAAAAACUUGGCUCAAGUACACGUAUCUUAGGUAAGAGACAUGUUGAAAAACUAGAGGGUGCUUUGGCUCCAAAAAGGCAGGCUGUUGAAACAAAUAUGGGAUCACCAAAAUCAUUGGGCCCCAACAGAGUAUCUUCCUUGUCUCGAGAGGGUUCAUUUAAGAACUUAGAUAAGGGGAAAGUGAGGCCAUCUCCGCAGAUUUCUGUUGGCAACCAUUCUGGUAAUGAUGUGCCAGAAGCUGUAUCCUCUCCGACUUCUACUCCACAGCUGCGAACACCAAAGAAGAGCUUAAUGAAAUGGAAUUCAUUCAACACUUUAAAUUCCAAACCUAAAGGGAAGCUUGUAGAUGAGGUUGUUCUUCAGAAAUGUAAAAGUGCUAGAGAACAUGCAUCACUUGAUAGCAAGGAGGAACCUGCUAGACAGAUGGGAAAAUCAACGUCAUUUAAAUCUGGUAACUCUGGACGGUUAAAUGCUGGGGAAUCAAAUUUUAAAUUGCUAUCAUCUAAAUAUCCUCAUGUUCAAGAUCUGAAAGGUUUAAAGCAAGUCAAAGAGCGGAUGUCAUUAGAAAGGAAAAAGAUCUCGAAAUUGGAUCAAUCUAGUCCUACCAUUGUGACACCUAAGGUUGAUCAGAAACAGACACCUCGUGCUGAUGUAACUUCUCAUUCAUCUGCAAUCAACCACCGGGAAACGAAGGCAGUUCAGUCUGAUGGAAGACCAAAUACUUUAUCAAGAUCAACUAGCAGUCUAGCUCGUAAAGGUGUUGGAAAUGCAGUUUCUUCUGCUGUUUCAUCCACCAAUGGACGCAUUUCUUCUGAACAGAAGUUAAACCAUGUGAGUCUGAAGGAGGAAACCUCAUCAAGUUCUUCACAGGUGUUUGAGAGACAGCCUAGUAACGUUAAUGGAAUUGUGUCGGAUGGCCUUACUCAGACAAUAGAUUCAACAAACCAGAGCGAGAAAUCAAGGGAGAGUGCUGUUAGUCAAUCCUCUAAAAGAGUUCCAUGUCUAAAAUGCAAAGAGAUGGGUGAUGCAGCUGAAUGUUGUUCAAUCUGUCUGGCUUCUGGUGCUGAUCAGUCUGCUUCUAGAACUUCUAUAGAGGAGACAAAUAAAGGCAAUAAGCUAAAAGCUGCAAUUGAGGCAGCUAUGCGUUUGAAGCCUGUAAUAUGUGAAAGAACUUCUCAAGAUCUAUCAUCAGUUUGCAGUAAGGCAAAGAUUUCUGUUGAAGAUACGUAUGAACCUCAAGCACAUCUUUGCAAUCAGGCUUCCACUGGUAAUAUGAAGCUGCUUAAUUCACAUUCCACUGAUGCUGUCUAUGUAGUUUCUUCUGUUGGCAAUCUUUCAAUCAGAGAUUUCCGUGCCCCUCCUUUAGCCACAAUAUCUGCUGUCUCAAUGAUGUCAGCCAUCCCAGAACAUGAGUACAUCUGGCAGGGUGGUUUUGAUGUGAAUAAGCAUGGAAAACCUCCUGAGUUUUCUGAUGGUAUUCAAGCCCACAUCUCAACUCUUGCAUCACCUAAAGUGCUGGAUGUUGUCAAGACAUUUCCCCGCAAAGUUUCAUUGACUGAAGUGCCUCGCUUGAGCACUUGGCCGGCACAGUUUCAUAACGGUAGUCCUAAAGAAGAUAAUAUUGCUUUAUACUUCUUUGCCAAGGACCUUGAAAGUUAUGAGAAGAACUACAAGAUGCUUUUGGAUAACAUGGUCAAGAAUGAUCUUGCCCUCAAAGGAAAUUUUGGAGGUGUUGAGCUUUUGAUAUUUCCCUCCAAUCAGCUUCCUGAACAUUGCCAGAGGUGGAAUAACUUAUUGUUCCUCUGGGGUGUUUUCAAGGGAAGGAAGGCAAACCGUUCAAAUUCCUCAAAGAGUGUGUGCAAUUCUGAUGCAAGUACGGUAGCUUUGGAGAGACAAAUAUAUACUGAUAGUCCACAGCCGGUGGUUAAUGGAUCGGCUACUUGUGACAGUUCGUGCAAUGUGACCACUGCUGUUGAAAAGACAUGUAUCUGUACAGAUAGUGUCAGUGAUAAUAAGGCUUCUUCUUUUGAGCAGACAUAUGGUGGUAUAAAAGCAAAAUUGAAGGACCAAGAGAGCAAAGUUGACCCCAAAUUCUUGUCUAGAAUUGCAACAAGCAGCACAGAGGAAGAGAGCAAAUUUCCUGACUGUGGAUCUGACCCCGAUCUUACACCUUGCCUUCAAGCUACCGAAACCAAUACUGGUUCUUUCGAAGUUGAGGAGGGGGAAAUGCAUAUGGCAGAAGGUUAUCCAUCUCUAAAAGAUCGCCCUCCUGGAAAACCAAAGGUAGUUGUUGAGGAGAAGGUUGAUGGGAAUUGUGUCAAAGUCGAGGAUUCAAAGGAUAACGGGUGUGCUGAUCUGAAGACUUCUUUAAAUACAGAUUUCGACUGCUGGCAAUAUUACCCAUCUCUAAAAGAUCGAUCUACUGGAAAACAAGUUGCGGUUGUUGAGGAGAAGCUUGACAGGGAUUCUGUUAAAAUUAGUGAUUCAAAGGAUGGUUGUGCUGAUGGGAAGACUUCAUCAACUAUAGAUCGCGGGUCUUGGCAAUUGAAUCAUCGGAAACGCCCAUACAUCGAUCUCACAGAACCAGUUUCUGAAGUUUCUACCGUUACAUGUCAAAAAAUGCCAUGGAGUGAGGCAACACGAAUUCCUGUAGAUAGGGGGAAUGAUAAUAAAAAGCUGAAGAUGGGUUUCAGCAAAAUAUACCAAUAUAGCAGUGCUAGAGAUCAAGUUCCUUUUAGUGAUAGUUUAGCAUCAAAUAGACAAAAUCCAGGUUCUCUCUCUUCAUUAGAAGAGAGGAGAUGUGACUUUGCCUGUCAAGAAAAGUUAAUCCCCGAAGAUCUGGGGAACAGUGAAAGUUUCUUCUUGCCCAUGGAUUCACGCCUUGCCGGUGAACACCGAGUUCAUGACGUCUCUCCCAAUCUUGAACUUGCUUUGGGGGCCGAGACGAGUCCACCAAACAAGGGAAUCCUGCCUUUCUUUGUUGGAGCAAUAGACGAAAGUGACAACCAGAACAAACUGCAUAAUAAGGUAACCAGCAAGCAAGAGGAGGAGGAUGUAUCUGCCCCCCUCUCCCUCUCCCUAUCCCUCUCCCUUUCUUUCCCUUUCCAGGAGAAGGAACGGGAUGCGAAACCCGUCCCUAAACCAGAGCAGCAGUUGCCCGAAAGGCAUCCUGUGAAUACUUCGCUGCUACUAUUUCGGGGCUUCCCGGAAAAAUAGGCUUAUGGUGAGGUUCUUAGGAUUUUGUGUGCUGCAUGAAUGUGGUGAAAAUGUAGACUAUGGUCUUGCAUUGGGGUUUGUAGGAGAAUUCAAAUUCCCAUCUGUUCAUAACCCAUACAGAACUUAGCAAUCAACUUCUCAUACUGUUGUUUUUUGGUUUCCUUUUCUCGACUGCAUAGACAGACGGCUGUUUGUAUAUAAAGAUAUCGAAAGCCGGCUUACUUCGGAAUAUCGACAAAAAAUUUGCAAACCAAUGCUUUGAUCA
Hibiscus syriacus is the source of this 4913-nucleotide messenger RNA. RefSeq lists its product as uncharacterized. NCBI's taxonomy places the organism in Eukaryota, Viridiplantae, Streptophyta, Magnoliopsida, Malvales, Malvaceae. The coding region runs from base 242 to 4648 and encodes 1468 amino acids. The record is from RefSeq and is a predicted model, not a curated record. The transcript has 12 exons.